This is a messenger RNA of Strongylus vulgaris, 294 nucleotides long. The record is from the annotation of a GenBank genome assembly. NCBI's taxonomy places the organism in Eukaryota, Metazoa, Nematoda, Chromadorea, Rhabditida, Strongylidae.
AUGGGUGCAGAUGUCAGUUUCACAGGGCUACUAGGCUCUCCUACUAUCUCUCAUAUGGGUGGUAGGGAAGAAUAUAAGAUCGUGGGCGUUCUCGGAUCAGGAGGCUUUGGUGACGUUUACAAAGUUCGACAAUCAGAAACUGGACAAUUUUACGCUUUGAAAACUGAAGAUGUUGACAUUGAUUCAAGAUUGAAUCGGCUCAAGGACACAAUGGUGAGGCAAGCGUUGUCCGCUAUUUUCCUCAUUAGAGAUGUUCUCUUCCUUCGAGGUCGAGCUGUCAUCUUGCUUGGAUAA